Messenger RNA from Triticum aestivum (bread wheat), 1575 nucleotides. Its product is annotated as transcription factor bHLH18. The transcript is spliced from 4 exons. NCBI's taxonomy places the organism in Eukaryota, Viridiplantae, Streptophyta, Magnoliopsida, Poales, Poaceae. Gene Ontology annotation, molecular function: protein dimerization activity. The coding region runs from base 211 to 1308 and encodes 365 amino acids. The record is from RefSeq and is a predicted model, not a curated record.
AUAAAAUAAAUGUGAUAUGCCCUACAUGCAUACAUGGAGAAAGACAGAAAAGCGUGAGAGGAUGGAUUGGGACGGGACGCACCCAGAUCUCAGCUGAUUUGGAUGGGUUGGAGCUCUUUCUACUACGUCUCCAUGCAAUCAUUUGCUCGCUGCCGGGAUCUCCGUCUUCUUCCCACGAGCUCGAUCAGGUGCUAGCUAGCUAGAAGCAGUAUGUAUCAGCUGGAGAACAUGGACGACUCCAGCUUGUUCAUGCAGUGGGCCGUGGACACGCUGCAGCACGACCACCCGCCGCCGGUCGCCGCCGGCGACCAUGGCUGUACCUUCCCGUCACUCCAAGAGCUCCGCCGCUCGUCAUUGCAGCACGGCACGGCCCCGGCGGGAAUGGCGGUACAAGAUGGCCACCGUCACCAAGCCGCCGAUAGCUGGAGCUCCGGCGAAAGCGCCGGCGGCGGCCAUGAAAACACGUCUGCCUCGCCCACGGUCGUGGAGAACGACGUCUGGUCGUCCAACUCGGCCAAGUGCGCAACGACCUGCAGCGUCGGCAGCAGCAACAACCACCUGCCCAUGAGCUGGAACUUCACCUCGGCCCUGGCGCAGCCGAGCAACGAGGCCGCCGCUCCUCCCUCUGGAGCGCACGACGGCCCCGGCAUGACGGAGCAGGCCCACGUGUCGCCGCCGUCGAGGAGAGCCGCCGCCAGGACCGGGCACGCGCCGUACGCGCAGGACCACAUCAUGGCGGAGCGGAAGCGCCGGGAGAAGAUCAACCGGCGGUUCAUCGAGCUCUCCACCGUCAUCCCCGGCCUCAAGAAGAUGGACAAGGCGACGAUCCUGUCGGACGCCGUCAAGUACGUCAGGGAGCAGCAGGAGAAGCUCAAGGCGCUCGAGGACCGCAGCCGCAGGAGCGUCGGCGUCGAGUCGGUGGUGCUCGUCAAGAAGAAGCCGUGCACCGCCGUGCCGGAAGACGACUGCCCCUCACCAUCUGCAGGGGCGGUAGCUGGAAGCACGACGACGAUGACGACGACGACCGGGAGCGGGCUGCCGGAGAUCGAGGCGAGGAUCUCGGAGAGCAACGUGAUGGUGAGGGUCCAUUGCGAGGACGGCAAGGGGGUGCUUGUCAGGUUGCUCGCCCAGGUGGAGGGGCUACACCUGAGCAUCACGCACGCCAAUGCCGUCCCGUUCCCGGCUUGCACUCUCAUCAUAACCGUCAUGGCAAAGGUGGACGACGGCUUCAGCGUCACGGCGGAGGACAUUGUUGCCAAGAUAGAGGCGGUGUUGGCUGCACCCACGGUCAUAGCAGGGCCGGGAUAACGAUGCAUGCUCCGGCAGAGAUCAAAGUUCAAGGAGGCAAAUUUUAUGCAGAGAUAGAUAGAUAAACUGCAUCGGCAUGCAAGUAGUUCUCGUCAUGCGCGCAUGAUUCAACGAGUGCAUCGGGCCUUAAAAUAAAAUUACAGCUUUCGAGACAAAACUACACUCUCGUUCUCGAAAAAAAAUAAGGCUUAAGAAUAUAUUUUUUAAACUAUGUUAACUUACGUUUUUAUAUUGUGGGACGGAAGGAGUAAAUUUUUUUUGGAUGCA